Hermetia illucens (black soldier fly) is the source of this 2027-nucleotide messenger RNA. RefSeq names its product protein MTO1 homolog, mitochondrial. Gene Ontology annotation, cellular component: cytosol. The record is from RefSeq and is a predicted model, not a curated record. Gene Ontology annotation, molecular function: flavin adenine dinucleotide binding. NCBI's taxonomy places the organism in Eukaryota, Metazoa, Arthropoda, Insecta, Diptera, Stratiomyidae. Bases 18 to 2009 code for a protein of 663 amino acids. Gene Ontology annotation, biological process: tRNA wobble uridine modification; tRNA methylation. The transcript has 10 exons.
UCGCAGCUGAUGUUGGGAUGUAUCGAUUUGGAGGUUAUUUGCUUGAUAGGCGGAAACUGUCUACCGACAUCAGAAAAGUUUACGAUGUAGUCGUUAUUGGAGGCGGGCAUGCCGGUACGGAAGCAUGCGCGGCUGCAGCCAGAAUGGGUGCUCGGACGUUACUGGUCACACACAAGAAGGAAACAAUAGGUGAAAUGUCUUGCAACCCUUCAUUUGGAGGCAUCGGCAAAGGUCAUUUGGUUCGAGAAGUCGAUGCAUUGGACGGAGUCUGUGGGAGAUGUUGCGAUGUUUCCGGUGUACAAUACAAGGUUCUUAAUCGUCGCCGGGGUCCGGCUGUAUGGGGUCCAAGAGCUCAGAUUGAUCGUAGUCUCUAUAAAGAAGCGGUCCAGAAAGAAUUGUUUAAAAUUCCUAAUUUAGAAGUAAUGUGUCAACCUGUCGAGGACCUAAUUAUUAAUCAGAAUGACAUAUAUGCUAAUUCAAAUUCGAAUGUAAGAUGUGAUGGGGUUAUCCUUCAGGAUGGGAGCCGCAUUGAAUCUAAAUGUGUAGUAAUUACAACUGGAACAUUCCUCAGAGGCCAAAUCAACAUCGGACUAGACAUAAGGCCUGCGGGCCGUAUUGGUGAUGAACCGGCAAUUGGAUUAGCGAAAAGUCUAGAAGCGUUAGAAUUUCGAAUGAGUCGGUUGAGAACUGGAACACCACCAAGAAUUAAAUCCAGCUCAAUUAACUUCAAAGUACUCGAAGCCCACUAUGGUGAUAAUCCACCGGUUCCAUUCUCCUUUAUGAAUGACUCAGUGUUGCUAAAGCCUUCUGAACAAUUGCCUUGUCAUUUAACUUAUACUGGUGAAGCUGUAAAUAAAAUUGUUCAUGAAACAUUGCACUGCAACCGUCAUGUCACAGAAGAAGUGACGGGACCCCGGUACUGUCCUUCUAUAGAAUCGAAAAUAUUACGUUUUGGCAAUAAACCACAUCAGAUUUGGUUGGAGCCUGAAGGUUUUAAUAGCGAUAUCACUUAUCCGAAUGGCAUUUCUUGCACAAUGCCGGAGGAGCAUCAAAUUCGAUUAGUUCGGACGAUACAUGGUUUGGAAAAUGCUGAAAUCGUUCGACCCGGUUAUGGAGUUAGUUAUGAUUUCAUUGACCCGAGGGAAUUAUAUCAAACGCUUGAAACAAAGAAGAUAGCAAACUUAUUUUUAGCUGGUCAAAUUAAUGGAACCACGGGGUAUGAAGAAGCGGCUGGACAAGGCAUUUUAGCAGGAGCAAAUGCUGCGGCUAAAUGCUUGAAUCGAGAACCUCUGACUGCUAGCAGGACUGAAGGGUAUAUUGGAGUUCUCAUAGACGACCUUACCACAUUAGGCACGAGUGAACCUUACAGGAUGUUCACGAGCAGAGCAGAGUUUCGUUUGAUACUCCGGCCGGACAAUGCUGAUCUUAGACUAACGGAGAAGGGAUACAAAAUUGGAUUAGUCUCUAAUGAAAGAUUCAACAAAAUGACUUCUGUUCGUUCAAAAUUACAAGAAGGUAUCUCCCUCCUAAAAUCGAUUAGUAAACCAUCGAAUGAAUGGCGGGUGCUGCUUAAAAGGCCUGUCUCUAAGUCAUCUGUUAUGAAAAGCGCUUUUGAUAUGAUAGCUAUACCGAGUGAUGGUAUUUCUUGCGAUGACUUAGCCAACAUUUUACCUGAACCGUUAGGCUGGCUUCGAGAUCAUCCACAUGUGGCUGAUCGGAUCAAAAUAGAGGCUUUAUAUGAGCAUGCCAUUGGUGAACAAGCCAAAGAAGUUGAGGAAGUUAGAAAGGAUGAACAACUUAAAAUUCCAGUGAAUAUUGAUUAUUUUGAGAAAUCUCUUAGUUUAUCAAAUGAGGAACGAGAAAAAUUGACCAUGAUCCAACCACAAACGAUUGCAGCCGCCAGUCGCAUUCAAGGUGUAACACCGUCAACAAUUGUACGAUUGCUCAGAUUUGUUAAGCAAACUCACUCUCUGAACUCCGAUGUUAAUCAUGUUAAUCAUGUUGUGUGAAUAAAGGGUAAAUAUCUG